AUGAUAACUAUCAUUAUAUUUCUUUCUCUUACAAUUUCGAUAACAACAGCUCAACAAGCAUCUAAUCCUUGUACGAGAACUAGUGAAUGUGGUCAAGGAAUAUGUGAUACAAAUAGAACAACUCCUAUAUGUAUAUGUAAUCGUGGUUGGACAUAUUCACGUGAUGGAUUUGAACGAUGUACUUAUCAACUAAAAUCGAAAUUAGCAGCAUUUCUUCUUUCAUUUUUUGCUGGUGGUUUAGGUGCUGAUUGGUUUUAUUUAAGUGUUGGUAAUAGUGGUUAUAUUGCAGCUGGAGUUUUUAAAUUAUUAUCACUCGGUGGUCUUGGUAUAUGGUGGCUUGUUGAUUGGAUUAGAGUUUUAACUAAUUCAUUUUUUGAUGGACAAGGAAUGGCUUUACUUGAAUGGGCACCAUGA
Rotaria sordida is the source of this 414-nucleotide messenger RNA. NCBI's taxonomy places the organism in Eukaryota, Metazoa, Rotifera, Eurotatoria, Philodinida, Philodinidae. The record is from the annotation of a GenBank genome assembly.